AUGACUGAGAACAUUCAGACAUACACUCAUAAGUGCAUGAAUUAUCAGGUUAUGAAAGAAUCUAAGAAAGAAUUAGACUAUGAGAAAGUGCAACAUCAGAUGAAGUUCAUGAAAGCAGUUUCAGAGGUGACAGAGAAGAUGAUGAUGAAGUUUCUACAUGAUGAGAUCUAUAUCAACUAUGAAAUACUGCACAAGAUUCUAACUGAUAAUGAUGUAAAUCUCAUAGAAGAAGUAGUGAGGCAUUUUAUUCAACAGCAUGCAGUCUUCAAGUAUUCAUCAUUCUACCUGUUGUAUGAAUUGCAUCCGCGCAUCUCAGAGAAUGCUUUGAAAAAGAUGAGAAAGAGAACAGCAGUUGCGGACACAACAGUCACAGACACAGCAGAAACAGCAGUUAUAAAUGUAGCAGUAGCAGUUGCAGACACAGCAGUUGUGAAUGCAGAAUCAAGAUUGAAAGAGAUCAGCUAUGCAUAUAUAAAAGCUAAUGAGUUACUUCUGAACUGA
Messenger RNA from Blastomyces gilchristii SLH14081, 501 nucleotides. RefSeq lists its product as uncharacterized. NCBI's taxonomy places the organism in Eukaryota, Fungi, Ascomycota, Eurotiomycetes, Onygenales, Ajellomycetaceae. The record is from RefSeq and is a predicted model, not a curated record. The transcript is spliced from 3 exons. Bases 1 to 501 code for a protein of 166 amino acids.